AUGAACGCAUUCGAAAGACUUGUUCGAAGAAAACAAAUAACAUCAUCAGUUACUGAAGGAGAUCCAAUAGGAUCAUUUAUUCUCGAUAAUAUUCGACCAUUAGAAACAACAAAACCAUAUUCAUGGUAUUAUGAUCAAACACAUGAUAAUCCAUGUCAAAUUGAAAGAAGAUCUGUUGAAGAUGUUCUUCCAUAUUCAGCUAUUUUUGCUUUUGCUAAUUGUUCAACUGGUUCAAAUAGAGGUCUUAUUGAUAAAAUAUUAAUUGAAGCAUCACUUAACCAUCCAUUAAAUGAAGAAUCAAUUAAAAGUUUUGUAAAAUCCAUACAAUAUAUAAAUGGACUUCAACGUACAAAAGUUUAUUUAAAUGAAAAUAUUUCAAUUGAAAACAGUUCAUUAAUUCGUUUAACAUCAUUAAAUUCAAUUGAUUAUAAUGCUUUUCGAACAAUUGAAUUUACGGAAAAUUUUCGUCCUGGUUCAAUUGUUAUUUUAAUUGAUAUUGAACGUGUUCUUUAUCGUUCAUCAAUUGAAGAACAAUCAGAUGGAAAUGGUUUUGAUGUUUAUUCAAUAUCAAAUUAUGGAAAACUUACUUAUUGUAGUCUUCAAGGACAAAUAUCUAUUUUAGAUAAAAUUCGUUUUAAUAAUGAUCUUAAACAUUCUUUUAUAAUUCAUUUAAAACAAGGAAAUUGGCUAAUGGAUUAUAUAUCAAUAAGACUUAAAAUUCAUUCAAAUACAAAACAAUUAGGAGAAUGGUAUGAUAUUUUUAAUCAUAUUAAAAAUUUAUCUCGUUUAAUCAUUUCAUCAUAUUUUGAUUUAAUUUUAAAUAAAUCAUAUAAAUUAAUAAAAGAACAUAGUUUAACAUUAAUGAAUCAAUUUAUUCGUUCAUCAUCAAUAUUUGCUCAAGAUUUAAGCCAAUCAUUAAUUCAAUUAAUAAGUAUUGUAAGAAAUGCUCGUUUACCAUUAUUAUUACCAAAUUUACGUGAACCAAAACCAAUUGAACAAAUUGAUGAACAAACAUUUGAAAAAAUACAAUUAACUCCGCCUUUAGCUGCUGGAUUACCACAUUUUGCUGCUGGAAUUUAG
Messenger RNA from Rotaria sp. Silwood1, 1080 nucleotides. NCBI's taxonomy places the organism in Eukaryota, Metazoa, Rotifera, Eurotatoria, Philodinida, Philodinidae. The record is from the annotation of a GenBank genome assembly.